This is a messenger RNA of Hansenula ciferrii, 621 nucleotides long. RefSeq lists its product as uncharacterized. Bases 1 to 621 code for a protein of 206 amino acids. The transcript has a single exon. NCBI's taxonomy places the organism in Eukaryota, Fungi, Ascomycota, Saccharomycetes, Phaffomycetales, Wickerhamomycetaceae. The record is from RefSeq and is a predicted model, not a curated record.
AUGGAAUAUUUCAAAGUUCAUAUCGUCACCGUGAUAGAAUUAAGCCAAAAAGUGGUAAGAUGGAUGAAAAAAAAACGUGAUGAUUUCAUUGAUGAAGAAAGUGACUUUGAUGAUAUUCAUGAUGAUCAAAAUAAAACUCAAGAUCAAGUUGAUAAAUAUGAUCAAAAACAAUAUAAUAGAAGUGACGCUAUUAGAGAAGAAAUAUUUUUUUUUGCCUCAUUUGGUGAAUCAAUGUUAUCGCCUUUUAGAAGUUUGUGUGGAUUUGCCUAUGGAAUUGAUAUGUUUGGUUAUUUCCCCAUUAGAACAUUCAGAUAUAGAACACCUGAAGAAUUCAAAUCUCAGAAACAUAAUUUCAUACAUUUAAAAGGUCAAAUUAUUACUCCAACUUUGGCUAUUUAUGUUAAGAAUUCAUUAAAUUUAUUAAAAAAAUACCCAAUUGAGGUUAAAUUUUUCAAUGCCGAAAAUUUAAUUGAAACAAUUGAUAACCAAGCAAUGAUGUCUUCUCAAAGUGAAAAAAUUCUUAAUGAAUCUAUUUCACAAAUGAUUCAAUGUGAUACUAAUAUUUGUUUCGUUUCUGAUCAAAAUAAAACAAUCAUGCUACAUUAUCAAAAAAAAUGGUGA